GGGAGGAGUGCUGCUGCUGCUGUCACACCUGUUCGUCGCCUUUCUCCCCGUUCGCCAGUAUGGCUGAGGCUGGCGGUCUCCAUCCCUUGCUGGGUGUACAAGAGUGCUGCCCCCCGUUAUUCUCCUCCCCGCCGUUGUGCCUCCCUGUUGGGACCGGGAAAAGGUCCCUCCCGCUCCUCUUCUCGCUGCUGCUGCUGCUGCUCUGGGCAGGUGCCGUGGCCCGAGGGGAGGACCUCCACGCCUGCAAAGAGUCUGAAUACCAUUAUGAAUACACAGCAUGCAACAGCCUAGGUUCCAGAUGGAGAGUAGCUGUGCCACACACUCCAGGACUCUGCACCGGCUUGCCAGACCCCAUCAAAGGCACAGAAUGCUCAUUUUCCUGCACAGCAGGCACGUUCUUGGACAUGAAAGAUCAGUCAUGCAAACCAUGUGCAGAGGGCACGUAUUCUCUGGGGACCGGCAUCAAGUUCGAUGAAUGGGAUGAACUGCCCCAUGGUUUUGCCAGUGUGGCAACCAACCUUGGAGUUGAUUACAGCCUCACAGAAUCCUUGGGAAAUUGUAGCAUGUCAACGUGGACUCCUAAGGGAGAUUACAUUGCCUCCAACACAGAUGAGUGCACUGCCACUCUGAUGUAUGCAGUUAAUCUCAAGCAAUCUGGCACCGUCUCCUUUGAGUACAUCUACUCAGACAGCAGCAUCGUCUUUGAGUUCUUUAUUCAGAAUGAUCAGUGCCAGCCCACAGUAGAGGAAUCACGAUGGAUGACGACCACAGAGAAAGGGUGGGAGGUCCACAGUGUAAAGCUGAAUCGUGGCAAUAACGCCUUAUAUUGGAGAACAACAGCCUUCUCUGUGUGGUCCAAAACUCCCAAACCUGUGUUGGUGAGGAACAUUGCAAUUACAGGAGUAGCGUAUACUUCAGAAUGCUUUCCUUGUAAGGCAGGCUCCUACACAUCCAAAUCAGGUUCCUCAUCCUGCCGACAGUGUCCAGCAAACUCCUUCUCCAGCAAGGGAGCAACUGCCUGCCAGCAAUGUGAACCAGCAAUGUAUUCAGAACCAGGUUCUUCAUUAUGCAAGCCACGCCCAGCCUGUACAGAUAAGGAUUAUUUUUAUACUCAUACAGCAUGUGAUACAAAUGGAGAGACUCAGCUAAUGUACAAAUGGGCUGAACCAAAGAUCUGUAAUGAAGAUCUUCCAAAGUCUGUCAAAUUGCCCCCGUCGGGCAUAAAAACUGUGUGUCCGCCUUGCAACCCUGGAUUUUUCAAGACAAACAACAGUUCCUGUGAGCCCUGCCCAUAUGGAACUUAUUCGAAUGGGUCUGGUUGUGUUAACUGCCCUAUCGGGACUGAGCCAGCACUAGGUUUUGAAUAUAAAUGGUGGAACACUCUGCCAUCUAACAUGGAAACAACAGUCCUCAGUGGAAUUAGUUUUGAAUACAAGCGAAUGACAGGAUGGGAAGUGGCUGGUGAUUACAUCUACACAGCAGCAGGAGCUUCUGACAAUGACUUCAUGAUUUUGACAUUGUUGAUUCAUGGGUUCAGUCUUCCACAAACGAUAAUGGAGGAUUCUGAAAAUAAGAAGAUAGCACAGAUCACAUUUGUCUUUGAAACUGUCUGCAGUAUGAAUUGUGAGCUUUAUUUCAUGGUGGGUGUGAAUUCCAGAACAAACACACCUGUGGAAACCUGGGUUGGGUCUAAGGGAAAGCAGUCCUACACCUACAUCAUUGAGAAAAACGCCACCAUGAGUUUCACAUGGGCCUUCCAAAGGACAGCAUACCAUGAGGCGGGAAGAAAAUAUACGAAUGAUGUUGCCAAGCUAUAUUCUGUCAAUGUGACCAAUGUUAUUGAUGGUGUAGCUUCCUACUGCCGGCCAUGUGCUCUCGAAUCUUCUGGUUCAUCCUGUACUUCCUGUCCCCACGGACACUACAUUGACAGAGGUUCUGGUGGCUGCUAUCCAUGUGCAUCAAAUACUUAUUUGAAAGCUCACCAGCCUUAUGGCGAUCAGGCUUGCAUCCCUUGUGGCCCUGGCACAACAAGCAACAAGAUCCAUUCUCUUUGUUACAAUGACUGCUACCUCUCAGUCAGCCCAGGUGGCAGGACUCUGGAGUAUGAAUUUUCAGCACUGGCCAACAGUACAUCCUUUCUAUGGGGACCCAGCUUUACCUCAAAAGGACUGAAGUAUUUUCAUCAUUUCAACAUCAGCCUCUGUGGGAACAAUGGAAGGAAGACAGCUACUUGCAUUGAUAAUGUCACUGAUAUACAUGACCUUGGCAAGGAGACAGAAUUCUCCAAAGCAACAUUGUCCUAUGUAUGCCAGUCUGUAAUUGUCCCCUCUGAUGUAAUGGGCUACAAAACAGUGAUGUCUUCACAGCCUGUGAGCCUGGGUGACCGCUUUGUAGGAGUAACAACACAGCCUACUCUAGACAACAUAACCUCUCCUGCUGAUUAUUUCCUUCCUGAGAAUGAGGGCUUACCAGAUGUGAUAUUCUUUUACAGAUCCAGUGAUGUGACCCAGACAUGUAAUGAGGGGAGAGCCACUGCCAUCAGAAUGAGAUGUAAUCCCCUAAAGCGACAGACUGGAACCCUUUCUGUGCCAAACAAAUGCCCUGAUGGAACCUGUGAUGGAUGCACUUUUCAUUUCCUGUGGGAGACUGUUGAAGCUUGCCCCCUCUGUUCUACAGAUGAUUAUCAUGCCAUCACCAGUGCUUGUGUUGGAGGAAUACAGAGAACGACAUAUGUCUGGCGGGAGCCAAAGCUCUGUGCAAGAGGCAUUCCGCUCCCAGAGCAAAAAGUCAGCAUCUGUAAAACCAUGGACUUCUGGCUCAAAGUGGGAAUCUCAGCUGGGACUUGUGCUGCUGUUCUUCUGACAGCUAUGACAUGCUACUUCUGGAAGAAAAAUCAAAAACUGGAAUAUAAAUAUUCAAAGCUGGUGAUGAAUGCCAGUGCCAAGGAUAGUGAGCUGCCUGCUGCUGACAGUUGUGCCAUCAUGGAGGGGGAAGAUGUAGAGGAUGACCUGAUUUUCACAAGCAAGAAUUCCCUUUUUGGCAAAAUAAAGGCAUUCACUACCAAGAGAACAUCUGAUGGCUUUGACUCUGUGCCAUUGAAGACUUCCUCUGGUACCAUUGACAUGGAUCUUUAGGAGUGGAUUGCCUACCUCUCAUGCCUUUGCUGCAGGAUGCUUUGGGACUUCUCCUUGGCUAAUACCUGCACUUCUAUGAACUUGCCAUGUGGCCUUAUCAAUAUUCCUUAACUUCAGCUUCUUAUUGUACUUUUUUAAGCCGAAAUUUUUAACAUUCUCCCAAAAGCAAAACUGUGCCAAAUACAAGUGUGCUUUUAAAACUAAAUGUAGAUAUAUAUUUGUAUGUCUCUUGCACGCCAUGUCCCCUUUUCUGUGUUGUGGCCAAAAUUUAAGUUUUCCCCUUAACAGAUUUAUUCAGUGUGACAGUUUGCAUUUUAACUUUUCCCUCCAGCUACAGCUGAACUACCCUAAAAUAUCACUGUGGCAUGCUCCUAAGGCUGCAGUCCUUACCUAGGAAUACUCCCAUUGAACUUGGAUUUACUUCUAAGCAGAUAUACAAAGGCUUCUGCUGUAAUUCUUCCUUCCAGACAAUCCUUCUUGUGGGUGACGAUACCAUCUUAUCUUGCAAAAUGCUUUCCAAAUGUGCUACUGCAUUAAUAGUUUUGAAUGGAUGAUGUUAAGCCCCGUCUUCCUCAUUAAGGGCUUUUUGGCAGUGAAAUUGUAUUUGGGUCCCAAAUUACCAACUUCUUCACUGCACUCAGAUUAUCUUUUCAGGCUGAUAGGGGGUGGGGGUUUUUGUAGUACAGAAAAUCCCAGAGCAUGCUGUAGGUGUUUCUCAUUUACAGCCAGCCUUUUUCUAAUUUGCUAGUAAUGCCACCUAAACCUCUUUAAAUACCACUUUGGCAAAAGAUCUGCUGCACACUGAUCAUUAUGUAGAUUAACAUAUCUGGGAAGGAGUAUUUUUAAGCAUUGCAGAAUAUUAGAGCAUAUAAAUAAUUGCUGGAUUUUAUUCAACUUUUGUAGAAAGGUAGUCACUUUUAAGAAAAUCCAUACAAGCAUAUGCCCUAUUACCAUCUAAGAGGGAAUUGCCAGUCUAAUUGGCAUUGUGACAGCCUAUCAGGACUUCCAAGAAAUCUUACUAGAUUUUCAGCAGAGGAGUGUGUCCUUAAGCUAUGAAUGUAGGUAUUCAGGUAAUGACUGCAGUGGUCAACUAUGCCCCCUAUGUAGCAGGCAGAAUUAGAAUCAUUCAUUUCUCUAUAAACAGGUAUGUGGUGGGGGAGGAGAUCUCACCCUUGAAUUACAGACUUCAGUUCAGAGGGAAAUUUGGAUGUCUUUCACUUUCACUGGGGAAAUGGAUGACAUGCUUAACAUUUUAUGCAAUCAAGGCAUAACCUCUGAUCUUUUGAUUUUAUGUAAGUUCCCUUCAGUUUUCUUAAAAUUAGAUUUUAUUUUUAACACUUUUAAAUAACUAAGCAAAGCAAUCCUAGUGACCAGAGAGGAGCUUGUGGAAGAGCUGCAACAUUUUUUGCCAGUUUUGAUACAUAUCAAUGUGUAGAUGCCUAUGAAAUGUUUCUGUAUAAUUAUUUGAAUUGCUUGAAUUGUAGCAGUGGUGAAUGUGGUACAAGGUAACUUUCCCAAUCCAUCAAUUCCUUUAUGGAUAUUAUGGCUUCUGAUCUGGAAAGGUUUAUUCAUUUUCAUUGGAGACUGGCAAUUAUAACUCAAAGAAAUGGCUUCUUUCUCUGUACAUUGACUACAUUUAAAACUAAAACUUGGGGGAAUUAGUUUUUUUGGACUAAAACUCUGAGAAUCCCCCAAGAUCACGGCACAAUGGGUUGUAGUGUUGUUGUUUUUUAAAGGAAGUUUUCAGCUCUUUUAAAAACUGGUGCUCCUGGGUUAAGUCAACAUUUACUGGUAAUGCCAAGCCAGUGUUGACAGAUUACAGUACUUCUGUUUACCCUGUUAGGUUAGAAUAGUCCUUAAUAUUAAAGCAGUUAAUAAAAAAAAUGAAUAGAAGCCCAUGCCCUCAUUUCAUAAUAUAAUCAUGUAAAUGUCAAAUUAAUUUCAAUAGGUCACAUAAAGUUCAACAAGCCUUAUUUACAGGUAAGCAGGUAAAGAACUGCAGCCUCAGUCAUUCAAGUUUCUUUUCAAUGACAGUACUUUUAAUUUUACUGUAGAUACCCCUAGAUUUCUACACCUCUGCUUUGCUUUGCUUGUACUGUGUACUUUCCAUGCCUACAAAUGUUUCAAGGUCCUUUUAGAUGUGUACUCACAAUCACAAACACAAAUGUGGUCAUUUUUACAGUACAAUUUCAUGUUCUGUUUUAAAAAGGAUAAAUGCCCAUAAUUUAUUUUGGAAGUAAACUCUUCUGCCCCAAGCAGCUAACAGGAACUGGUUCUGAUACAAACAAGGCCAAAUUGAUUUGGAUUGAUUUUUGUUUUCUGGGAUAAAUAAUUAUCAGCUGCUGUUACCUCAGUUUCUCAAUCGCUCCUGACACACACACACAAAAGACAACAAACCUCAAUAUAAAUAAUUCAUAUUGGUUUAAAGACUUGAGAAAUCUUUUAAAAUAUCAUUUAAAGUAAUAUCAAACUAUACUGGAACUGGAAAAUAAGUGACUGGUGUGGAAUCAUUGAACGUUUGGAUGUUGAUGAAGUACAGUGUCCCUCAUCUUUGGCCAGAUUAAGGAGGGCUGAUGGGAAAUACCUGGAGAGCCAACUCCCAGUUCUGAUUUAAGUCCAAGUGUCCACUGCUAGAUUGUGAUUGGUCAUAUUGGAAUUAUUAAGGAAUAGGAAACAGAUGCCUUAAUUGCAUGCCCUGUGUGAACGAAUAAAAAGAUUCCAAACAGACAGGUCUCUGAUUAACUAAUAAGCAUUAUCUUGUAUGCUGGCCUGCACAACUUAUAAUGCACAAAGUUGAAUGCAGUGAUGUAUUAUGGCAUGUCAGAUACUUCAUAAUGUGUUUUUCACAGUCCCAGGGAAGCCAGAGAUAACAGGGAGUCUAUAAAGCAUUUGGAGCUGCACACUUAGUAGGUCUGCUGCAUUUCAUCUGAUAAGGUAGAAUUUAUACAAACCAAAGGAAUAUAGUUUAAGCAUAAAGCCAUUUAAAGCAAAUACAGCCAAAAUGGAGCAUUUCAGAAGUACCACAAAUCUGUUUUACAACUCAGUUUAUUCUUUUUAAUAUUCUUCCUAUAAUCAGAUUCCAGUCCAUUUCUAAGAGGAUACAAAUAUCUGUUCCUGCAUCAGUGAACCUCACCAGUGGUUACUAAACAAACUCAGCACCUUCUCUCUUUGAAAACACUAUUAAAUUUUAGGACAAUAAAAUGUAUACUGUUCCUGAUUCAGAGGUGAUUAAACCAGCAAAAAAACACAAACAACAAAACAACAACAAAAACCCUAGUACCUUUUCUAAGUAUUGCAACCCUAAAUGCACAUGAAGACUUGGCUUAACAUGGAAAAGGUUUGGUAGAGCCUCAAAUAAGAAAAAAAUGGCAAUGGUGAGUCAGGUGGUACAGGAAAAUGCUACAUUUCUCAGAGCAUUUCGGAAGAUUUAACUGCUACAAAAACUUAGCAUUAGGCUAUGCCAGUAUUUUAGAAAGGAGGGGCAAUUAAUGCAUUUGAAUUCUGCUGUCAAGUUAGUUAGAUAAUCUAAACUGUUCAAACUGAGUGAGAGAAAAAAGUAUCUUCAUUCUCAGUAGUAGGUGUGGCAAAGAGAUAUCUUUGAUCAGCUUCAAGACCAUCAGCACAUGUUACCAGGAUGAGUCCACUGCAUAUUAAAAUAUUGGCAUAGUAUAUGUAUGUCUACUAUUUGUUUAGCAGUCUAACUAGAAGAGCACAAGAUAGAGGGACAAAUAUGCAACCUAACACAGGUUGUAAAGCAGAACUUAAAAGACAUAUAAUACUUACUGAAAUAAUUGAAAAGGGGAUAGUAUUUUAUAUUUGAUUUGGGAAGUUGUAAAAUGUCAAGUGAAAGUGGCAAAUUAUUAAUUUAAUUGGAGGCUUAGCAUACUUGUAACUUUGCUUUGGUUUUCUAACUGCAAUAUAACAUAGAAAACAUAAUAUAUUCUGCAGAGUGUUCGGUGGGAGCAGGGACAAAGACAAAAAUCAAAACAUAAGAUCAAUAAGAGGCAAUUGGUAUAAUCUUUGCCAAAUUGUUUAAAUUGUGAUACAACAGUAAGCUGAAGGAACUACCCGCAGGAAUAUGGACUUUUAGGAGGAGCAGCAGCAGCCACUCUGAAGAUUCAGAGCAAUUCCCAUUGAAGAUCUUAGUAACCACUUUCAGAAGUAAUACCCAAAUGCCUAUUACAGAUAGAAAAUACAGAUGAAAAAAUCAUUUUGGAGGGCAGGAAGCUGGAAAUGAACCUAAAAUAACUGGGAGGCUGAGAUGAGAAAAGAAAUUACUUGUCAUGGGCAUUGCAUUCCUUAGCCAAAUAACCAGUGGAAGUUUAGAUUAUUUUUAAGAUUUCAAAUGUCUUACCAGACAUAAAUAUCUAGACCUUCUAAUGUGUGCCAUGUAUAUGAUGUGGUCCUCCUCUGAUUUAUUUGAUGCAAUCCUGUCAUAUAGACUGAUCAGUAAGAUCAGAAAAAUAUUUUUGCCUAUUUAAUAGUAUCACCGCUUCUGUUUUUUGUAUGAAGUUGUGAUUUAUUAUUCUGGCUUUUUGUUUCUGCUAUAUUUUGUACAUGCUUGAAAAUGGUUUUUGGAUCAAACUGUAACCUUUACAAACUGUGACCUUUGUAACAUAAGAUCAACAUGCCAGAUAUUUUAGUGUCCUAGAAUUAAUCGGCCAGGACUUUUGGGUAUGUGGACAAGUUAUACAAGUGUUAUUCAGGGACUACAAUACCUUUCUUACACAGAUGACAAUGAAUUUUUGCAACUCCGUAUGUUACAGAAUUGACUGGAUUAUAUUUAUAAAACUGUGUUUUUUCAGCUUUGUGAUGAUAAAACUGCAAGUUAUCUUGCUCUGUGUGCAAGAUUUCUUUUAUAUAUGAUCUUAACAGAAUUUUAUAGUUUCUGGAGGCAAGAGUUGCAUGUACAUUUUUGGUUUUAAAACUAUGUACUUUCUGACUAUUUUAAUGUGAGCAACCUCUGUUUUGGGAGAGGAAUGAGGUAAGAGAGAAAGUAAAGAUGCCGUUCUUCUGAGCCCUA
Molecule: messenger RNA, 8157 nt
Organism: Anolis sagrei ordinatus
Lineage: Eukaryota; Metazoa; Chordata; Lepidosauria; Squamata; Anolidae
Gene: ELAPOR1
Product: endosome-lysosome associated apoptosis and autophagy regulator 1
Biological process (GO): autophagosome assembly; positive regulation of vacuole organization
Cellular component (GO): plasma membrane; lysosome; late endosome
Source: RefSeq, a predicted model, not a curated record